AUGGACGGUUGCAACUCUUCAAAGCUGGAUCCGUCGAAGGGCAAUCAGGUUGUGGAAAACCAGGGCUCAACCUCUAACCCAAUCCUCCUCCUCCUUCGGCCUAGAUUGAAGUGCGAUGUUUGCCGGGAAGGCUCCACGUGUAGGGCGGCUGAUAAGAAGGGGCUUCAGCGUUUGGAGACGGUGACACGACAAGAAGUGUCGGUUUGGAGCAAACGAACGCUUAUAGGUCGUCUGAGAGAGGAACAUGUACAAGUGAGAGAGAUGGGUUUGGAAUUGGAGGCACUGGGAGAUUUAGCCUUGCACGUUAUUCUAUCCAAGUUAGGCCCCAAAGACACCGCCAGAGCAGCUUGCGUCAGCAACAAGCUUAGGUCUUCCGCCUCCGAUGAUUCCCUCUGGUCCAACUUCUGCUCCCAGGAUCUUGAUCUCAAUCGGCCCCUUGAUCCUCUCGGAAACCCUACCCCUUCUUUCAAGGAAACUUAUCAAAUAUGGCGGGAGGCUUUCAGUAUGUAUCCAUGGCCACUGGUCAUGCGAGUUAAAAGAUGUUGGGGGAGACUUAAGAACUGGUUGGGCAUUAAUUUUCCGGAGGCCGAGGCUACACUUCGCAAGGGUGCAGCAGAAGCUGAUAUUCAACAGUUAGAGACAAUCUUGAAAGUGAAAUUGCCUCUUCCUACAAGGAUCCUCUAUCGGUUUUAUGAUGGUCAAGAAUUUGUGGUGAGGCAAUCGGCUCGUGGAACUUCACUGGGACUCAUAGGUGGCUAUUCUUUUUAUGACCAUUUGGUAAAUGUGUAUUUGUUACCUUUAAGUGAGGUGAUCUUACAAACAAAGGCAAUCAUCCAUCACCUAGGUUUUUCCAGCAGAUCUAAGUAUAUUGUUGUUGCUGCUUCCACAUAUGUCAGAAAGUUGUUUUUCCUGAACUGUACCACUGGUCAACUCCAUGUUGGUACUGCAAAUCUUCCGUCUGAUGGAGAAAUGAUGCCAUGUGUACCAGAUAGAUUAAUAAGUUCAGUGCAUGAUUUCAAAGGUGAUCAACAGCAGGAUGCAAUGCUACUAUGGUUAGAGGAACAUGGCCGUCGUUUAGAAAAUGGCAUUAUUAAACUUCGUGAAGAAGAAAAUAUCAGAAGUAUCAGUCUAUUUCCAGAGGAACCUCCGCUCUGUUCCACUGCUAUAACCAAUGGGGUGAAAGUUCGUGCUUCUGCUGUGUUUAUUCCGGAGGCAGCUGACCUUCAAAAUGAUGAUGCGAAGUAUGCAUUUUCGUAUUCAAUCCGCAUUUCCCUUCAGCCUGAAGGAUGCAUCAUUGAUGGAAUUCCUUUCGGCUCAUGCCAACUGUAUUUGAGGCAUUGGAUCAUCCGUGCUUAUGACCGCAUAGUAUCCAAGGUUAAUGAUGAAGCAGUAAUAGGAAAGGUAAAUUUCGUACAAUCAAUUAUCUUGAUCUGAAUGGCCAAUCUAAGUCUUCUUUGAAAGAAUCUAAUAGGUCUCAUAGUUUCUCCAUCUUUUGUUUUUUGGUUGAAGUUGGUUGAGACACAAUUUUGGGUGUCAAUGUACUUGCUAUAAUCAAAGACAAAAAUUAUGAUACUCACACGAAUCUGCAUGGCAGCCAGUGGAUAUUUUAGUUGAAUGACCUAAUUGAGUCAAGCAGGUUGCUUGCCUGAUUUCAUACACUUUUAAGUAAUUCUUACCUCAAAACAACAGCUCGUUUGAGCAUGUCCCUUGAUGCUAUUUUUCUUUUGCCAAUAACAACAGCUCUACCUCAUUAUG
This is a messenger RNA of Corylus avellana, 1755 nucleotides long. The record is from RefSeq and is a predicted model, not a curated record. Lineage: Eukaryota; Viridiplantae; Streptophyta; Magnoliopsida; Fagales; Betulaceae.